UUGAGACACACGUGGUCUGACACAGAGACACACAUUGAGACACGCGUAGUCUGACACAGAGGCACACAUUGAGACACGGGAGGGUUUGCUGCUGCUGCCCAUGGGUCACCCCUGCGGGAAUCUGUGCGGCGGAGGGAGAUGCAGGGCGCUCUCCCGGUUCGUUCCCGUCAACUGGAAGAACGAACUCCGGGAGGUGGCCAUGCUCGCCGUGCCAGUGACCGUGUCCAGCUUCCUCAUCUUCUGCAUCAGCAUGGUGAGCACCGUUUUCUGCGGCCACCUGGGGAAGAUCGAGCUGGACUCCGUGAUGCUGGCGUCGGCGGUGAUCAACAUAACGGCGAUCGCCGUGGGCGUUGGGAUGUCUCUGGCGUGCGACACGCUCAUGUCACAGGCGUUCGGAGCCAAGAACCUGCACGAGGUGGGCGUGAUCCUGCAGAGAGGCAUCAUCAUCCUCAUGCUCUCCUGCUGCCCCUGCUGGGCCCUCUUCCUCAACAUCCGCCCCUUCCUGCUCACCAUCGGCCAGGACCCCGAGGUGGCAAGGCUGGCGAGCCUCUACGUGCUGAUCUGCAUCCCGGCUCUGCCCGCCAUAUUUUUAUACCAGCUAGAGAGCAAGUAUCUUCAGAACCAGAGCAUCACGAUGCCACAGGUGUACACGGGCCUGCUGAUGAAUGGCCUCAACGCACUCUUCAACUACAUCUUCAUCUACGUUAUGGACAUGGGUGUACCGGGCUCGGCGGUGGCGUACGUGAUCUCCAACUACAGCCAAUCCAUCUUGCUCUUCGUCUACAUCCGAGUGAGAGGCCUGCACCGCAACACCUGGGCAGGUUGGUCCUGGGACUGCCUGCAGAACUGGGGGGUGUUCAUGCGUCUGGCUCUGCCCAGCCUCGUCAUGGUGUGCAUGGAGUGGUGGGCCUACGAGGUCGGCAUCUUCCUGACCGGUGUUCUCGGAGUGCUUGAGCAAGCGUCCCAGGCUGUCACCUAUCAGCUGAUCACCAUCACGUACAUGAUUCCCCUUGGGCUCUCUGUGGCGGUGAACGUUCGCGUCGGAAAUGCUCUUGGCGCUGGGCGGCCGGAGCAAGCCAAUAACUCUGCCAAAGUGGUCAUGAUCUGCAUCGGCUUCAUGGAGUUGCUGAACGCCGUCAUCCUGGUGGCGGGCCGUCACGUCGUCGCCUACGUGUUCACCACUGCGCAUGACGUCAUCGACAUGGUGGCGGCCAUCAUGCCAGUGUGCGCCGCCUAUCAGCUCUUCGAGGGGAUUGUGGUUGUGAGCGGCGGGAUCCUGCGUGGUGGAGGGAGGCAGAAGGUCGGUGCCGUCGCUAACUUCAUGGGUUACAACGUAUUCUCCCUUCCCAUCGGCAUCAGCCUCAUGUUCUGCACCUCGCUACGCGUCAUCGGUCUCUGGAUCGGCAUGCUGGUCGGCCUGGUGAUGCUGUGCAUCUUCAUGAUUUUCUACGUGUGCCAGUUGGACUGGAAGGCCAUGGCCAAUGAGGCCCAAGAGAGAUCCGGCAUUGGGGUGAAACCACAGAAUGUGGAGGAGCAACAGGAUGUCGACAAGGAUAUGAACGGACUCUCAGGGCUACCUGCAGAACACGACUCCAGCGAAAUGUCACCCGAAGUCAUUGUGCUGCCUUUAAACGGCAUCGACUCGAACGCGGAUAUGGAGGGACUCGAGGAGCUGAACGCACCCAGACAUCUGCUGCCGGCCAUCACCCUGCGCCAGCUGCUGCUGCGCCGUUCUCUCGCCGUGCUGCUGUCGCUGGCGGUCCUGGCGGCCGGCAUCACUGUGAGGAUGAUGACGCAGGUGGAGGACUCGCCGGCGCGGCCGACGCCGUUCAACAGCACCGUCAGCAGCGCCGUCACGGAGGGCUCGCGGUUAUUACCGGUGUAGCGAACGGCCAAUCGGUCGACCGUUUUGGCCUGGCACGCAACAGUGUGGUCUCAUUGGCAGUGCUUGGAGCUGCUGGUGGUGAUGACGAUGAUGCAUAGUACCCAUGAUGAAGUGGGGCUCCCUAAGAGUGGAGUGGCUCAGACAGCACGACGAUGCAGUGCAGUGGGAGGGCUCGCCAGUGCAGGUGACCGACAGUCCCAUACAGAGGAUGUUCCUGGCCUUUUUUGGCCCAAAAAUAAUAACUCUCGGAUUUAAAGCCAGGUUGAACCUUGCUCUCGUUUGUUUUUUUAUUCUCUCACUUCAAUGACCACCUAGUACCCUGUGAGAGACUCAUGCCCGUCCGUGAGUCAGAGUACUGGGACUCGAGAAAUCUGACCCCAUGACGGAAGUUCAAUGGGACCCAGAGGCAGUAAGGUGUAAUUUAUUUUUCAUGAAGAGCACAUUAAUGUACGGUUUUUUAUUGAUUUUUUUGGACCAAAUAUAUUAUCUUGACUUUUAUUUCACUUGCAUCUCUAGCCGUGUUCCGGUGUUGAAUUAUUAAAACGUGCAAGGACGCCUCGUAAUGAAUAGACGUACGGCGUGCAUGAGCAUGGGCGCCACUGGGUGAUGGAGCGUGCAUGAACAAAGCUGUGAUAAGAGAGAGAGAGUUCAGUGAAAUUAUACGGUGCGCUCGGAAUGGCAAUCAUGAGACGCGUAGUACAGGAAAUGGGGAGUUGCUGGUUGUCAGCAAAAUCCCAACGAUUUCCAUCGGUGCUAUGCACAGCGUGCAUCUUCUGCCGAGUUAUCUUGACAUUGCACUACGAAGAUGUUUAUACGUAUAUCUUGUAAAGCCACGUGUGGGAGUGGUGGUGCAGUGGUUAGCAUACUUCGUUAUAAACCCGGUGGCCAAAAUUCGAUUCCCGUCCGUGGCAUAUGUACCGCUCCAAGGCUGGCCCCUUAACAAACCAGCACUGACUACCACGGUAAAUAUGGUCAAACAACCCCCACAAACUGACGGUGUGGAGAAGUCUUCAUUCAGCAGUGGAUUGACAAAGGGCUAUUAAUAUACUAAUCUGAUACAUACUGCACUGUACAUGAAUGUGCACCACUGUCGAGGUUUAAUUUGACUGUGCUUUAAUGUAAUUAUAUACUGUAUAUGCUGUGUGCAAGACGAGGCAUAUAAACCUCUGAAGACUUACAAUUACCACAUUGCCCACGCAUUAUGCUAGAGGCAGGCCUCACGUGAGAGUGGCAACAUAUUGUCUUCAUAGGGCAAAUAGGAAAGUGGAGCCCUGCAAUGUCUUGCUGACGCCCGCCACUGCUGGCUGUAAACGCUGCCCACGUCCUGCAAUGAAUUGGGGGCAGCUGAAUGAACGGUGGCAGCGGUCACCAUACCUGCCCACCAAUCGGCAGUAUUUUUAAUCUCACCAGUUUUUAUAUGACAAUUUUAAACGGGUAGUUUCAUUUGAUCAAACAUAUUACUCUACACUCAGAGGAAAAUUCGCAGCAGUGCAAGCCUCUGUCAACUGUCCUGUUCAACUCCAGGGAGGAAGACACGUUAUUAUUCCUCUGCCUUUGGCUGCCUCCCCCUCUCUCUCUCUGUUAAAUAAAUACACCCAGCCACUGUUUUUGCACAGCAUCUGAAGGCGCUCUGUAAAUCCACGUCGUGCCGUCAUUUGUGCAUGUGUCGCGGCGAAUUCCGCUUGACGUGAAUCUCCGCAUUCGUGUUGGCAUCGGUGGCCACCUUCGUGAAAGGCCUUCGUUGAAAUUUGUUUUCGUUAAUAUUUAUUUCAACAGAAAACGCAGGGAAAUUGUCCACACGGGUUUAAUGUGAACGUCGCCGGUCGCCGUGAGCCACGUGUGUGGACGAGUGCACGUACCCAGUAUUGUACGGAACGUUGUACCAACGUCGAGCCAACGUUCGCUCAUCAGUUUCAACCACGUGCCGACGUUCGCCCAACGUUACAUGUUUCCAGGGGGCCUGUGCAUCUGUGCACCUAUGUGCUGCACCAAACAAAACGGCUACAUGCACUGCUCCGUAAUUGUGUUGAUGACAUUGUAUUAAGCCUGGAAUAAAGCACCGUAAUUCUGAACAAUGAUACUGUAAUGUUCUUUGGUUCUUUCGGUAAAGUCACGUAGAAUGAGAAUAAAAUAAGAAAUUGAUAAAAUAAAAUAGCGCAAUAAUAUUCUCACGACGUUUCGAAUCCUUGCAGUCAAGAAAGCUUUAAAUCGAAAUUAUACUGUAAUGUGUACAAUAUCUGGAUAUUCAUCAUGCUAAGUCUAUCGUGGCCAGUAGAUGGCAGUCCAGCAAGCCGGUUGUUGAAGCAGGAACUCUUUGAAAGGGAGUUUCGACCUAGCCAAUUACUUUUUAAAAUGUCAUCUCCAAUUAGUGGGGUUUCUCCCGAUAAUAUGGGUUUCUUCAAGUAUGC
Molecule: messenger RNA, 4293 nt
Organism: Petromyzon marinus (sea lamprey)
Lineage: Eukaryota; Metazoa; Chordata; Hyperoartia; Petromyzontiformes; Petromyzontidae
Gene: SLC47A1
Product: solute carrier family 47 member 1
Biological process (GO): xenobiotic detoxification by transmembrane export across the plasma membrane
Cellular component (GO): membrane
Molecular function (GO): antiporter activity; xenobiotic transmembrane transporter activity
Source: RefSeq, a predicted model, not a curated record